AUGGUGCAAUGUAAGAAGUGUAAUCUUUUUGUAUCCUUAGUUAAAGACGACAUAGUGAAGUGUAAAGGUGAAUGCGGUAAUGUUUACCACAAAAAGUGUGUAAACAAAAAGUUUUUAAAUAAUGCUUUCUGCGACGACUGCCAAUUAAAUAAAUGCAGUCCUAAACAAUCUGCAGAUGACGGAAAAAUUACUUUAAACCCGAGGGAAGAAUCUGGAGAGAAUGUAUUGGCCGAGGUCAAUAAGAAAUUAGCGGUGAUUUAUAACCUGGAAAAGAAAAUAGAAGACCUGGCCAAUAGCGUCGAAUUUUACGCUGAUAUGUAUCAAACACUAAUGGAUUACAAAGAAGAAUCGCAGAAGAAAAUUAAGGCUCUAGAACAGAAGAAUGUGUAUCUGGAGAAAUGCAAUAAAGCAUUAGAAGAAAGAAUACAAGAUCUGGAGGUAAGAGAUAAAGAAAAAAACAUCGAAAUUCAUGGAUUAGAGAAACACGGAAGCGAAAACACCAAACAAGUAGUUAGAAAACUGGCUGAGAAACUAAAAUUGGACCCAAAUGAUAUCGAAGAUGCGCAGAGGGUAGGUCAAGAAAAGCCGGAUGAUACAAAGCCCAAGACUGUGCUGGUCACGCUGUGGUCUAAGUCUGCCCGAAAUAACUGGAUGCUGGUAAAAAAGGAAUCUAAGAUAUAUAAUGACAAGGUUUAUGAUAACGGCAGUGAAAGGAGAAUCUAUAUUAACGAAGAUUUACCAAAAUAUAAGCGACAACUUCUGUGGACGGUUAGGAAUAAACUUAAACCAAAAGGUUUUCAGUACAUAUGGGUCCAAAACUGUAAUAUCUUGGUUAAAAAGAAUAGCGAAGAGAAGAAGAUCUACAACAUUCGAUCGGAAGACGAUUUGAAAAAGUUCGACGAAUGUACGUAA
Spodoptera litura is the source of this 912-nucleotide messenger RNA. The record is from RefSeq and is a predicted model, not a curated record. Lineage: Eukaryota; Metazoa; Arthropoda; Insecta; Lepidoptera; Noctuidae.